AUGGUGGAGAUAGAAGGGAAGGGCAGAGCACUAGUUACUUCUCAGCAGCUAAGAGCUGGACAUAUUGUCCUCAAGGAUUCCCCUAUCCUAUUCUAUUCUGCUGCUCCUCUUCUAAAUGAAGACAACAAAUACUGCUCCCACUGUUUCAGAACAAUAUUUUUGCAUGCGGUGGUGGUUUCUUGUCCCUGGUCCUCUUCUGCUUCACUCUUCUACAGCCCCGAAUGCCGAUCCAUCGCUCUAUCCUCUUCCCACACCCAAUGGGUUUGUCAGGUCCUCAGCUGCCUUCGAGAAGUCAAUUCUCCUGCUGCAUGGAGGCUAACUGUCGUCGAAGAGAGAGAUCAGAGAGUGGAGAAGAGAGAGUGA
Fraxinus pennsylvanica is the source of this 363-nucleotide messenger RNA. The record is from the annotation of a GenBank genome assembly. NCBI's taxonomy places the organism in Eukaryota, Viridiplantae, Streptophyta, Magnoliopsida, Lamiales, Oleaceae.